AAAGGCAAAACAAGCAUUUGGGAUCUCUUCCUUUUGGAUUUUUCCCAUAUUCUGCCUUCUAAGCAGUGUCGCCGCCGCCCUCGCCGUCCUUGCGUAAUUCAUUCAACCAUUUCCACCGGCUUCAUCCUAUUCCUAUAUAUAGUAACUGACUUCAUCCAGAAUUUAUCGAAAUCUCUAUCUGUGAGCUUUUCUUUGUGAGAAAUAUGAGUAACUAUAAUCAGAAUCAGCCCCAAGUAGUAUAUCCUCCACCAGGCACGGCAGAGCCACAGGGUGUUCCAUACAUGGCUCCACCACCGCCCGCCGGUUAUCCCGUGAAAGAUGGUCAUGGACAACCACCAAUUAAUCCGGCUCCGGUGGAAACUCAGUCGAGGGGCGAUGGCUUCUGGAAGGGAUGUUGUGCUGCCCUGUGUUGCUGCUGUGUGUUGGACGCCUGUUUCUGAGAAUUCUAUGAACAAAUUGUUUCCGAAAUUAUUUUAUGUUUAUUACGUAUCUCUCGGAUUUUCCAUAUUAGUAUUUUGUUUCCUGGAAUAAAUAGUUUCAUUUUUUUGUUU
Molecule: messenger RNA, 551 nt
Organism: Olea europaea var. sylvestris
Lineage: Eukaryota; Viridiplantae; Streptophyta; Magnoliopsida; Lamiales; Oleaceae
Product: cysteine-rich and transmembrane domain-containing protein WIH2-like
Exons: 3
Coding region: 204-440 (78 amino acids)
Cellular component (GO): plasma membrane
Source: RefSeq, a predicted model, not a curated record